UCUGACAUUUCCCGCGUUUUUGAUCAUAUGCCGGUGUAAACAGGUAUAAAUUAAAAGAUUUAGGGGAUGAUUUUGUGUAAUUAAACCAUGGAGAUUGAGGUUUUACCAUCUACAAGCAAUGGUGACACAAAAAUUAAAGAAAAGGAUAGUAAAUCUUUAAAUUUACCAUGGAUAGAAAAAUAUCGGCCGCAAGUAUUUUCUGACAUUGUUGGCAAUGAAGACACUGUAUCCAGAUUAGCUGUUUUUGCUCAACAUGGAAAUACUCCAAAUAUUAUUAUUGCUGGUCCACCUGGAGUAGGUAAAACUACUACCAUUUUAUGUUUGGCACGUACCCUAUUAGGACCAGCAUUUAAAGAAGCUGUGCUUGAACUAAAUGCUUCGAAUGAGAGAGGAAUAGAUGUAGUUAGGAACAAAAUUAAAAUGUUUGCUCAAAAAAAGGUUAAUCUACCAAAAGGAAAACAUAAGAUUAUUAUUUUAGACGAGGCUGACAGUAUGACUGACGGUGCGCAGCAGGCAUUACGCCGAACAAUGGAGAUUUACAGCCAUACAACCAGAUUUGCUCUUGCAUGUAACAACACAGAGGAGAUCAUCGAACCUAUACAGUCACGAUGUGCUAUGUUAAGAUAUGGAAAGUUAACAGAUGCCCAAAUUCUAGCAAAAGUGCUUGAAGUUUGCGGGAAAGAAAAUUUAUCUUAUACAGAUGACGGUAUGGAAGCAAUAGUAUUCACAGCCCAAGGAGAUAUGAGACAAGCCUUGAAUAAUCUGCAGUCUACACAUAAUGGUUUCAAUCAUGUGAAUGGUGAAAAUGUAUUUAAAGUCUGCGAUGAACCUCAUCCUUUAAUUGUUAAAGAAAUGUUGGAUGAUUGCAUAAAAGGAGACGUUUCUAAAGCAUGCACGGUAAUGGAUCAUUUCUGGAAAAUGGGAUACUCUGCGGAAGAUAUAAUCAGUAAUAUAUUUAAAGUUUGUAAAAAUCACACUAUGGAUGAACAGUUAAAACUGAAAUUUGUCAAGGAAAUUGGGUUAACACAUAUGGGAAUAGUGGAAGGUAUCAAUAGCUUGUUACAGUUGCAUGCCCUCGCGGCACGACUUUGCCGCGAAUGUAUGUCGAAAUGAUAGUGUAGAUAAAGUUGAUUAUCUCUUACUAUUUUUUAAAAUAAAUAUGUUUAUAUAUUUUUAGUAAAUAAUCUAUCUUGUAAUCUUAUCGCGAGUUUAGAAAUAAUUUGUCAUAAUAAUUUUCCUAAAAAAACUUUUAUUUUUACUGACAAAUAUAACAUACGAUACAGUUCUUAAAUCUAAAUAGUGUUGUACAUUGUGUAUAACAUAUUAAUGCGCAUUUCAUCGAAUACAUUAUCGUAAGCAACGAUAGGACUAGUAAUUUUAAGAAAUGAGAAUCUUUAGAUUUGUAUUAACGUACCACUAUUGCGCAUACUAUUACUAUUAAAAAUAAUUUGCAAACACCAUAUACAGCUUAGUUUGUAAUAGUAUUGGUUCUACAAGUAAAAGUUAUAAGUAUAUAUUUUAAUGUACGCGGUUUAAUGCACGAAAUUUUAUUUUGACGUAAUGUUAAUCUUUUUCAUUAUCAGCCCUUAUAAGCAGUUAGGUUAAUACACAUUCGUGUUAAUACACAAUGAUCACUAAGUUGAAAUACUAAUAUCUGCUAAUUCAGAUUUAUCUUUAUUUCUUUAAGCGAUAUCAUACAUUUUGUGAUUAUAGAUAUAUUUGACAUUCGCACGUAUUAGAUUCGCGGGGCUCGGAAAAACCAUGUUAUAAACCAUCGCAAUACAUAAUUGGUAAUUAUAAAAUAAACGCAAAACAAAUAUAUGAUAUUUAUAGAA
Linepithema humile (Argentine ant) is the source of this 1835-nucleotide messenger RNA. RefSeq names its product replication factor C subunit RfC4 (gene RfC4). Gene Ontology annotation, biological process: DNA repair; DNA-templated DNA replication. The record is from RefSeq and is a predicted model, not a curated record. Lineage: Eukaryota; Metazoa; Arthropoda; Insecta; Hymenoptera; Formicidae. Gene Ontology annotation, cellular component: DNA replication factor C complex; nucleus. Gene Ontology annotation, molecular function: DNA clamp loader activity; DNA binding; ATP binding.